UGUUGGUAAAGAAGAGCAGAAAUAAUGGAAUACCUUAACAACGUUUCUACCGACUCUGGGCCGACCGCUACCGGAUCGGGAGCGGUGAACAAAAUUCUAUGCUGCGAGUGUGGCGUCCCGAUUGAGCCGAAUGCAACCAACAUGUGUGUGCCGUGCCUUCGCUCGCACGUCGACAUUACGGAAAACAUUCCCAAGCAGGCGGUGAUUUUCUUUUGCCGUAACUGCGAGCGCUACCUGAAUCCGCCCAACGAGUGGGUCCAGUGCACUCUGGAGUCGAAGGAACUGUUGUCGCUAUGCCUGAAGCGCGUCCAGGGCUUGCGCCAGGUGAAAUUGGUGGAUGCCGGGUUCGUGUGGACCGAGCCACACUCGAAGCGCAUCAAGGUGAAGCUAACCGUACACGGCGAAGUGAUGAACGAUGUCGUCCUGCAGCAGGUAUUUGUGGUGGAGUUUACGGUCAACAAUCAGAUGUGCGACGAUUGCCACCGGACGGAAGCGAAAGACUUUUGGCGGUGCAUGGUGCAGGUUCGCCAGAAGGCGGUCAACCGCAAGACACUGUUCUACCUUGAGCAGAUGAUUCUGAAGCACCGGGCACACGAAAACACGCUCGGCAUUAAACCGUCACCGGGUGGGUUGGACUUUUUCUACGCCACCGAUGCCCAUGCCCGUAAGAUGGUGGACUUCCUGCAAGCCGUGCUGCCGGUGAAGGUGACCAGCUCGAAGAAACUCAUCUCGCACGAUAUCCACAGCAACUCGUACAACUACAAGUACUCGUAUGCCGUGGACAUUGUACCGAUUUCGAAGGGCAGUUUAGUUUGCCUACCGAAGCGGUUGGCCCAGCAGCUUGGCCACAUUGCGCCCGUGUGCCUGGUGACGAAAGUGGCCAACGCGAUCCACCUCAUCGACCCACAAACGGCACAGCUGGCCGAGGUACAGAAUAUGGCAUUCUGGAAGACACCGUUCGAGGCGAUCUGCAACCCGAAGCAGAUGAUCGAGUUCGUCGUGAUGGACGUCGAGUUUCGCGAUCAGAAAGCGUUCCCCGGUCAGGGGCCGGUUUCGGUGCGCCACACGUUGGCCGACGUAUGGGUGGUAAAGUCAUCGGAGCUCGGCGUUGACGGCAGCACUGUGCACGUACGUUCGCACCUUGGAAACCUGCUGAAACCGGGGGACACCGUAUUGGGAUACGAUUUGCGUGAAGCGAAUGUAAAUAAUGAUUACUACGAAAAGUUGAGUUCGGACGACGCAGUGCCGAGCAUUUUGAUAGUGAAGAAAUCGUUCGAUAAGACGGUGCGCAAACGGAACCGGAAUUGGAAGCUGAAGCACCUGAACGAGGACAUCGUGCUGGACACGGACAUCGAAAACGACUACAACGAGUUCCUGGAAGAUUUGGAGGAAGACCCGGAGCUGCGGCAGAAUGUGAACAUUUUCAAGGACAGCAAACGGCAGAUAGCGGUCGAUACGAACGACAUGGACGAUCCGUCCGUGCCUCGAAUCACGCUCGAAGAGAUGCUGGACGAUCUAGUGCUCGACGAUGCCGAGAUGGGAGGCAGUUGAGCACACGGGUUUCGGUUUGUUUGCGGGUUGCGUUCCAAUAAAAAACUGGGGGACUGUCCCCACUAGCAACGCCCAGGUUUAUCUUGCUAA
Molecule: messenger RNA, 1641 nt
Organism: Anopheles bellator
Lineage: Eukaryota; Metazoa; Arthropoda; Insecta; Diptera; Culicidae
Gene: Nmd3
Product: 60S ribosomal export protein NMD3
Exons: 2
Coding region: 25-1551 (508 amino acids)
Biological process (GO): ribosomal large subunit export from nucleus
Cellular component (GO): nucleus; cytoplasm
Molecular function (GO): ribosomal large subunit binding
Source: RefSeq, a predicted model, not a curated record